GCUCCCUCCAGUUCUAUCUUCUUGUACCUUCUUCAGAUCGCACUGUCUCUGUCCAGAUACUUGUGUUACAUCGUGGGUCUUGGCCAAGUUUUAUUUUGAAGCAGUGCUUGGUAACCCCAAUGUCGGCUUCGACGGUGUCGAUUACAGCGGCGAACCCGGCUGCGCGUCGGAGACCGGUUGUCUCUACCGAAAGGAAGGCUACAAACAUUGAGAUGCUGGCCAAUGAUGUUGGUGUUUCUCCGGUUACCGCCAAUCCCGGCGCAGGCGGAGAUGAGAAAGUGACAUCCGCAGGAAAUGGGAGAGAUUUGAGUCACCAUUCUAUUCGAGGCGAGGCAGUUCUGGACAGAUCUUCUAAGGAUUUCGUGCAAGCCAAGAAAGCUGUUGGAAAUUCGACUACUGUGCAACGGCGAACUCGUAAGGUCCUUUCGAAGCCUGAUAAGCCUCGGUGGCUCACAGUUUUGAGUAUUUUUGCCAAGAAUUUCGUGCUUCUUGUUGUGCUUUUGGGGCUGGUUCAAUUGAUUCGGAGACUGGCUAUGAAAUCUGGUGAAAGUGUGGUGGGGGCCCAACCAGGACUGGUAGAAUUUGAGGGUCGAAUUGCGGAUGUGGAAUCACUGUUGAAGACAACGGCAAAGAUGAUCCAGGUGCAAGUUGAAGUUGUGGACAGGAAGAUUGAGAAUGAGAUAGGGGGUUUGAAGAAGGAAAUGAGCAAGAAAAUUGAUGAUCAGGGAGCCAUUUGGGAGAGCGAGUUGAAGAAGUUGGAGGCCAAGAGUGAAGGACUUGAGAAGUCGUUGGGUGAUUUGAAGUCAGUGGAGUGGUUAUCCAAGGAAGAGUUUCAGAAGAUUUAUGAUGAGCUGAAGAAAACAAAGAGCGCUGAUCUUGGAGAGGCAAGCUUGGAUGAGAUAAGAACGUACGCAAGAGAGAUAAUUGAGAAGGAAAUUGAGAAGCAUGCUGCUGAUGGGCUUGGUAGGGUUGACUAUGCACUCGCUAGUGGUGGAGCCAUGGUUGUCAAGCACUCCGAACCAUUUAUAGUGGGAAGGGGAACUAAUUGGUUUUUACUAUCCGCAAAAAAUGGUGUUCAUACCAAUGCUGAUAAGAUGUUAAAACCAAGCUUUGGAGAGCCAGGUCAGUGUUUUGCCUUGAAAGGGAGCACUGGGUUUGUGCAGAUCAAGUUGCGCACAGCUAUCAUUCCAGAGGCUGUCACAUUGGAGCAUGUUGCAAAGACUGUUGCAUAUGAUAGAUCAAGUGCUCCCAAGGACUGCAGGGUCUCUGGUUGGCUGCAAGGGCAGAAUGCUGAAUCUGUUAUAGAGACUGAGAAAAUGUUUCUAUUAUCUGAAUUUACAUACAACCUCGAAAAGAGCAAUGCCCAGACUUUUGAUGUGUCAGAUUCAUCCAGUACCGGAGUUGUUGACACAGUGAGGCUUGACUUCACAUCGAACCAUGGAAGUCCUUCACACACUUGUAUAUACCGGUUUAGGGUUCAUGGUCGCGAGCCUGAUGCAGUUUCUAUGAUGGCAAUGCAGUCGCUGUGAGGUCUUUUUCUGUGUCUUGAAUUUGUAUUUUGUUUAGAUCUUGCAAGUCAUGGACUCUGAGGUUACCCAAAGUGCUCAUUAAUGGCCCUUGUUAGAGUAUUCCUUUUCUUAUUGUCGACUCCGGUGGAUUAUUUUUGUAUAUUGUGUACAAUUUCUCAAUUAGGCAUAUGGGAUUAGUCUGUAUUUUGGAUGGAGGGGAAAUGGGGCAUGAGUCUUAAUAGGUGGA
Messenger RNA from Neltuma alba, 1755 nucleotides. RefSeq names its product SUN domain-containing protein 1. Lineage: Eukaryota; Viridiplantae; Streptophyta; Magnoliopsida; Fabales; Fabaceae. The transcript has 3 exons. The record is from RefSeq and is a predicted model, not a curated record. Gene Ontology annotation, cellular component: nuclear envelope. Bases 120 to 1529 code for a protein of 469 amino acids. Gene Ontology annotation, molecular function: protein-membrane adaptor activity.